GCUGAAGGGCAAGGCGCACGCAAAGCGGCACAUCUUUGCCAAACAAUCAGGGCUGGUGGAUAUCGAAUGCGUCCUCUUCUCCACAGAUUUCUUUAAAAAGAAAUCCCUUCAAGCAUUUCGUGUUGUUCUCGUUUGAAAGGAUGGCGGAAAGCGAGGUGGACACGCCGAGCACCCCGAUUGAAUACGAGAGCAAAUACUUCGAGUAUCAUGGAGUUCGACUCCCUCCUUUCUGCAGGGGCAAGAUGGACGAGAUCGCCAACUUUUCGUUAAGAAGUAGCGACAUAUGGAUCAUUACAUACCCCAAAUCAGGUACGAGUUUGUUACAGGAGGUGGUGUAUCUUGUGAGUCAGGGUGUGGACCCAGAUGAGAUCGGGCUCAUGAAUAUUGAUGAGCAGCUUCCUGUGUUGGAAUAUCCACAGCCGGGAUUGGAGAUUAUCCAGGAGCUGACAUCACCUCGUCUGAUCAAAAGCCACCUGCCGUAUCGUUUCAUGCCUACAGCGAUGCACAAUGGAGAAGGCAAGGUGAUCUAUAUGGCCAGGAACCCUAAAGACCUGGUUGUGUCCUACUACCAGUUUCAUCGCUCUUUACGAACCAUGAGCUACCGGGGUACAUUCCAGGAGUUCUGCAGGCGAUUCAUGAACGAUAAGUUGGGAUAUGGCUCCUGGUUUGAGCAUGUUCAGGAGUUCUGGGAGCAUCGCAUGGACUCGAAUGUUCUCUUCUUGAAGUAUGAGGAUAUGUACAAGGAUCUGGGAACCCUGGUGGAGCAGCUGGCUCGCUUUCUUGGCAUCACGUGUGAUAAAGUCCAGCUGGAGAGCAUGGUGGAGAGCUGUAACCAACUCAUCGACCAGUGCUGCAACUCCGAGGCCUUGUCCAUCUGCCGGGGUCGUGUUGGACUUUGGAAGGACAUUUUCACUGUGUCCAUGAAUGAAAAGUUUGAUGCAGUUUACCGACAGAAGAUGGCAAAGUCUGACCUGACCUUUGACUUUAUCCUGUGAGGGAGUGACACUGGACUAUCCAGCCAAUUUACCUGCAGUGCUAGAUGUCACCUGAUGGACAUUCCCCAUCCAGAUUUGAUCUUUCCAUCGCUAAUAUCUCUUGCUCAUCAAUGCUUUCUGUAGUUCCUCAAAAGCUACUUCUUAGUCAGUAAUAGAGGCCUUUUUUUCUCAUGUGUAUUUGUAUAAACAGUGCAUCAGCAGUGCUGGUCCAAAGUGUAAGCACAGUGCUUGUUGCGUUUGCACAUUGUACAGAGCUACUCCAUAUCCCAAAGGCGCUUAUGAAAAGUGUAUUUAUUAAAAAUCAGAAAUGAAAAAUAAUUUAGACUAUAUUCCAUAUGCUAAUGCGCUUACGACAAACUCUCAGAGAAAGUCGUUGUCGUUUCUCAGGAGGAUUCUUCAUAUCAUUGGCUAAUACAUGCACCACAUAUGCAGUCAUCCAAUCACAGUUCAGGUUGUGAAAACCCGAUCCUCACGAUGAAUGCUAAUUGGCUCCUGGCCAAAAGAAGUGUGUGGAAUGUAAUUUCGCUUCUCCUAGUGGCUUCUAGACGCUUUGACCUAUAUUCCAGUAUAGCUAUUCAUUAAUACGUAGAUAUUUCACAUUUUUAGUUACAUUUACUCACAUGUGCAUCUAUAAUUUUUGAGUGUCUACAUAUUUGAAUAAGUAAGAAACAUCAGUGCAGGAUCAGUCACAUGAGCAUACACAAUCUCUGUGUAAAGGAAUAUGAAAGAAAACAUUUUAUUUAAUUUAGAUGCACAUCAUUAUAUAUUGCAUGAGAAGUGUUAAUACCAGAUAUGAGUUUGUAUUUCGUCAUUAUGUCUUGGUAAAAAGAAUAAAAGAUGCUUAAGG
Molecule: messenger RNA, 1842 nt
Organism: Carassius carassius (crucian carp)
Lineage: Eukaryota; Metazoa; Chordata; Actinopteri; Cypriniformes; Cyprinidae
Product: sulfotransferase 4A1-like
Exons: 7
Coding region: 141-995 (284 amino acids)
Biological process (GO): sulfation
Cellular component (GO): cytoplasm
Molecular function (GO): sulfotransferase activity
Source: RefSeq, a predicted model, not a curated record